Molecule: messenger RNA, 2268 nt
Organism: Alnus glutinosa
Lineage: Eukaryota; Viridiplantae; Streptophyta; Magnoliopsida; Fagales; Betulaceae
Product: cysteine protease ATG4-like
Exons: 10
Coding region: 398-1909 (503 amino acids)
Molecular function (GO): protein-phosphatidylethanolamide deconjugating activity
Source: RefSeq, a predicted model, not a curated record
GGAUCGUUGGUUUCAUUAGUUCGUCCCGAGCUUCGAAGUCGUAGAUUCCGAAAGAAGCUCAGAGACAGAAGCGACCUCCACCUGGAGUCCGGACCAGUGUUUGGUAAUUCCGUACGUGUAUGAAAUUUCUCCUCCGUCAUUCACCAUAGCAAAAUUGAUUCCUUUAGCGAAUAAGCUACGACACCAAUCCAACCCCAAAAGCAUAAACUUCCACCAUCAUUAUUAUCAGAUUCAAAUUCAGCAAAUUUUUUAGGUGUGGAGGCUACCUUGAGGAGGAGAUCCACCUGCCCCCCUUCAAUGAAGGGGUGGCAGCCACCACUUGUAAAGAUAAAUAAUAAAACUGGCAUUUGCUUCUAUGAGCCGAUUCCAUCAUUGUAUUGCGCUUUAUGACUAGGUAAUGAAGGGUUUCUUUGAGAGGGCUGUUGCUUCAAAAUCUUCUUCUAAAAGUUUAACCGAUACCUCGAAUAGAAGUCCACCAUCUGUUUGUUCAGACCCUGUAUCAAGUGAUAGCAAGUUCCCCAAGGCCUCCGUAUGGUCAAGUUUCUUUGCUUCAGCUCUCUCGAUCUUUGAAACACAUAGUGAACCAUCAGCUUGUGAAAACAAGGAAGUUCAUAGUGAUUCAUCAGUUUGUGAAAAGAAGGCAGUUCAUACUAGACAUAAUGGGUGGACAGCAGCUGUGAGAAAAGCUGUGGCUACUGGCUCAAUGAGGAGACUUCAAGAACGUGUACUAGGGUCAAGCAGGACUGGCAUUUCUAGCUCAACAAGUGACAUAUGGCUUCUAGGUGUGUGCUAUAGAAUCUCACAGGAUGAGUCAUCUGGAGAUACUGAUACUAGCAAUGGGUUAUCAGGAUUUGAACAAGACUUUUCAUCAAGAAUAUUGAUGACAUAUCGUAAAGGUGUCUUUGGUUUUGAUGCUAUUGGAGAUACAAGGUAUACCAGUGAUGUAAACUGGGGUUGCAUGCUUCGCAGUAGUCAGAUGCUUGCUGCUCAGGCAUUGCUUUUUCAUCGAUUAGGUAGAUCCUGGAGGAAACCACUGCAAAAGCCAUUGGAUCAAGAAUAUAUUGAGAUUCUGCACUCUUUUGGUGAUUCUGAGGCAUCACCUUUCUCUAUACACAACCUUCUUCAAGCCGGGAAGGCUUAUAACCUGGAUGCUGGGUCAUGGGUGGGCCCUUAUGCCAUGUGUCGCACAUGGGAAACUCUAGCCCGCAUUAAAAGAGAGACAACUGACCUUGAGGACCAGCCACUUCCUAUGGCUGUUUAUAUUGUUUCUGGAGAUGAAGAUGGGGAGCGAGGUGGAGCUCCAGUUCUUUGCAUUGAAGAUGCCUCAAGACAUUGUUGUGAGUUUUCAAGAGGUCAAGCUGGUUGGACGCCCAUUCUUUUACUGGUUCCUUUGGUUCUCGGACCUGAAAAAGUCAAUCCCAGGUAUAUUCCAUCACUGCGGGCAACAUUUAUGUUUCCACAGAGCCUUGGCAUCUUGGGUGGGAAGCCUGGGGCUUCGACUUACAUUGUAGGUGUGCAAGAUGAAAAAGCUCUCUUCCUUGAUCCACAUGACGUUCAACUGGUCGUUAACAUCAAUAGGGACAAUCUAGAGGCCGAUACUUCAUCUUAUCACUGCAAUAUCAUUCGGCACAUAUCGUUAGACUCGAUUGAUUCAUCCUUGGCAAUCGGAUUUUAUUGCCGAGACAAAGAUGAUUUUGAUGAUUUUUGUCUCCGGGCUUCGAAGCUGGCAGAUGAAUCAAAUGGUGCUCCAUUAUUCACCGUGGCUCAGAAGCAUAAUUUGUCAAAACCAGUUAGUCACCCUGAACUGUUGGUUGACACUGAUGGGGUUCAAAAGGAUGAUUGCUUUGGUGUGGAGCCUAUAAAUGAUGCUGAGGGCCAUGCACAUGAUGAUGAGUGGCAGCUCCUUUGAUGCUUCGUGGGUCCUAAGGCCAGCAUGACGGUUGGAAAAUUCUGUCUAUGAGUUGGUUUGUGUUGGGUGAUCUUAUGCAAUUCCACUGGGUUCUCACUAGCACGACAGUGACUCCCAUGUUCGGUUGACCCGUGACUCUGUGCCUUAACUCGAGCUUGUUGGAUCUGGCAUUUGUAGAAAAUAGUUUUUUUUUUUUUUUUUUUUCUUUUCGAUGAAUGAUGUAGAUUAAUUUAUUACGAUUCUUUUUUUAUUUAUUUACUCUUAAAUAAUUUUCAAAGUGUCAAUAUGAUUAAAUUAUUUAAGAUGUUUGUAAUGUAUAUGGCAAAUAUACCAGCUUCUGUCAAUGUUUAUUUUCCUCA